AUGCCACUCAUCAAAGACUUCACCCUCCCAGCCUCAGCUGCACACCUCGACGUGUCCGAGGCUCAUGACGCCAAAUUCAUCAUCGCUUUUAUUUCCGGCAAUGACCCCGUUACUCAUCAGCCCUGGUGUCCGGAUGUGCGUGAUGCGCUGCCGCAUCUCGAUGCUGCAUUUGCGCACUCUGACGCUCCGGCCGUUGCUGUGGUUUCUGUGGGGGAAAAGUUGGUGUGGAAAGAUCCCAAGAACGUCUACCGGACGCAAUGGAAUAUCAAUAAUAUCCCGGCGCUGGUGCGAUAUCAGCGUGUGAACGGCGAGAUUCGCGAGACUGCGCGGUUGAUCGAGGGGGAAAUUUUGGAUCAGGCGAAGAUGCAGGCGUUUCUGGCUUGA
Penicillium oxalicum is the source of this 384-nucleotide messenger RNA. RefSeq lists its product as uncharacterized. Gene Ontology annotation, molecular function: protein-disulfide reductase [NAD(P)H] activity. NCBI's taxonomy places the organism in Eukaryota, Fungi, Ascomycota, Eurotiomycetes, Eurotiales, Aspergillaceae. The coding region runs from base 1 to 384 and encodes 127 amino acids. The record is from RefSeq and is a predicted model, not a curated record. Gene Ontology annotation, cellular component: cytosol. The transcript has 2 exons.